Spodoptera litura is the source of this 3050-nucleotide messenger RNA. RefSeq names its product nucleostemin 2 (gene Ns2). The record is from RefSeq and is a predicted model, not a curated record. Lineage: Eukaryota; Metazoa; Arthropoda; Insecta; Lepidoptera; Noctuidae. Gene Ontology annotation, cellular component: nucleolus. Gene Ontology annotation, molecular function: GTP binding.
UUUCCAUUGCUAUGAAGUUCGCGCUUAGCGUUUGACAUUAGCAAAGCAAUCCGCGAACGUUGAUGAUAACCUUUAUUUUUCUGCGUAGACCGCGUGAGUUGUGGUUAUUUUAUUGUAUUGUAAUAUAUUGGAAGUGUUAAGGUACAUAACGAAAUGGGGAAGGUACGUUCAGCUCCGGGUGCACCCCGGAAACAGGGGUUCAAUAAAGGUGCACAUUCAAUGAACCCAGAUAGACCGACUGAAGGAUUGAAAGGAGUUGCAAAGCCCAGGACUAAAGCAACCAUCAAACGGCUUCAGAUGUACAGAAACUUUAAGGCCAAGAGAGAUAAAACUGGUAAAAUUUUGACCCCAGCACCAUUCCAAGGUUGGUUACCAUCAGGAACCCAAGCUCGUGUGGAGCCUAGCCAGAAGUGGUUUGGCAACUCACGAGUAAUAUCACAGAGUGCUCUCCAAAAGUUCCAAGAUGAAUUUGGCGCAGCUGUCAAGAAUCCAUACCAAGUGAUUAUGAAACCCACAAACCUACCGAUCACAUUGCUCAAUGAAAAAGCAAAAAAUGCAAGAGUACAUUUGUUGGACACCGAAGGAUUCGACAAAACAUUUGGCCCGAAGAAACAAAGAAAGAGAGUUAAUUUAAAGUUCAGUGACUUAAAUAGUUUGUCAAAGGCUGUAGAAGAAAGCACAGAAAAUUAUGAUGAAACAAAAGAUGUGGACAGAGUCCGUGAAGACACUGGCGUCAAAGAAGGACAGAGAGACUGGGUGUUUGGAGCUGGUAUGAGCAAAAGAAUUUGGAAUGAAUUGUACAAAGUAAUAGAUUCUUCUGAUGUCCUCUUACAAGUAUUAGAUGCCAGAGAUCCCAUGGGCACUCGAUGCCCUUAUGUUGAGAAGUUCCUGAGAGAAGAAAAGAAGCACAAGCACCUUAUAUUUAUUUUAAACAAAGUAGAUUUAGUACCAAAUUGGGUGACACAGCGUUGGGUGGCUAUUCUCAGUACUGAAUACCCCACUAUAGCUUUCCAUGCUUCAAUGACUCAUCCCUUUGGAAAAGGUUCUCUUAUCAACUUGUUGAGACAGUUUGCUAAAUUACACAUUGACAAGAAGCAAAUCAGUGUUGGUUUGAUUGGCUAUCCUAAUGUCGGAAAGUCAUCAGUUAUCAAUACACUAAGAGCCAAGAAAGUAUGCAAGGUGGCACCUAUAGCUGGUGAGACUAAAGUAUGGCAAUACAUCACAUUGAUGAGGAGAAUAUUUUUGAUUGAUUGUCCUGGUGUGGUGUAUCCUUCCGCUGAAACAGACACUGAAAAAGUACUGAAAGGAGUAGUAAGAGUUGAAUUAGUACAAAAUCCAGAAGACUACAUAGAAGAAGUUAUAAAGAGAGUCAGGAAAGAGUAUUUAGUGAAAACAUACAAAGUAGAUGCAUGGGACACUGCUACUGAAUUCCUAGAGAAACUUGCCGCUCGUACUGGGAAAUUAUUGAAGAAAGGUGAACCCGAUGUUAGUCAGGUAGCUAGGAUGGUUCUAAAUGAUUGGCAGAGGGGGAAACUACCAUUCUAUGUAGCUCCUGAAGGUUUUGAAGUACCACUUUCAAAACAAGAAAACAAUGAAAAAACAGAAGAAGUUAAAGCUAGUGCUGAGGAGAAGAAAGAUGAAGCUGUUGAAGAAUCAAAAGAAGAUGCAGAGAAAGAAAAUGAAGAUAAUGUUGAUAAACCUGUUUACAUCAACAAAUUAAUUGUUGCACAAGAUUUUGCAAAGAUUAGGGUUGGCCUCCAAUUUGAUAAUGAUGAUGAUGUUAAACCACUAGAGAAGUUUGAUAUACCUGAAGAGCUUCAAGGCAUUGAUGAUGAAGAUGCAGAAAAUGAUGAAUCUAAGAGUGUCAAUGAGGAAAAUGAUAAGAAUGACAAUGAGGACCCUGACUCGUCAGACAUUAGUGACUUUUAUAGUGAGGAUGAGAAUAAUUGUAGUGAUUUAGAAGAUCACUUAACAAAUGACCCAGAGACUGUGAAAGAGAUGAAACGCAAGAAACUUGAAGCUGCUAGUGGUCAAUUUACAGUUGAAGAAAUACCUAGUGGCAAGAAAAAUAAGGUAGGAGUUAAGGAUGGCGGAGUUAAGAAAAUGACUGCGAAAGCCAGAAGGGCUUUGGAAAGAGCUCAGAAGAGAACUAAAACAGGAAGCAACUUCUAUGAAGUCUCUAAUAUGUCGUCAGGAAGCGAGAGUGAUGAAGAGUACGUGCCUGGGGAACCCGAAAAAUUAUCGGAAGAAGAAUCAGCAAAUGAAGAAACAGACAUGCAGUUUGAGAAAGAGUUGGAGCAAAAGGCAAAGAAACGAAAAGGAACUAAAGAAGAAACUGGCACAAAGAAACGUAGAACACGGAAUGGUGGAGUAGAAAAAGAGGAAUCUCCAGCGAGAGAAAUAGAGAAAAGCGAAGAAGUAUUAAAUCCUGAAGAGGAAAAGAAGAAAGAAGAUGAUCUAUGGGCGAAAUUUCUAGAAGGAACCGAUACUAAACCUAAGCCUACCUCGACAGUGACUAGCUCGACCAUUGAAACACCUAAAACUAUAGCUAAAGAAGAAACGUCCAAGAAAGCCGUAUCCAGCACGAGCGAUGAUAAAGAGAGAGAAAAGAGAAUAUUUGAAUUUGCUGGAGAAACUAUUGUUGUCGAAAAUAAUAAGAUCAAAGAAAAGAUUAAAACUGCUGACAGCCCAGCUACAGGGAGCAAAGUACAAACGCCAGUACGCAGCCGAUUUGGAGGUGGAGGCCUGUCCAACGUCCUCGGUCAGCUGAACAAGAAGAACCAGUUAUCAACCCUCGAGAAGUCGAAACUUGACUGGUCUACUUACAAACAGGAAGAAGGCCUUGAAGAUGAAAUUGAAAGUCACAAUAAAGGAAAAAAUGGUUACUUGGACAAACGCGAUUUCUUGGAACGCGCAGAUGUACGGCAGUACGAGAUUGAGAGAAACUUGCGGAUGAGUCGCCGCAGCAACCGAUAAUACCUUAGAACAAUUUAUUAUAAUUACGAGCUACUCAAACUAUUGCCUACGACUUCGCUAUUAAACGCUGAACA